Nematostella vectensis (starlet sea anemone) is the source of this 9838-nucleotide messenger RNA. RefSeq lists its product as uncharacterized. The transcript has 33 exons. The coding region runs from base 303 to 9701 and encodes 3132 amino acids. Gene Ontology annotation, cellular component: nuclear body. NCBI's taxonomy places the organism in Eukaryota, Metazoa, Cnidaria, Anthozoa, Actiniaria, Edwardsiidae. The record is from RefSeq and is a predicted model, not a curated record. Gene Ontology annotation, biological process: termination of RNA polymerase II transcription. Gene Ontology annotation, molecular function: helicase activity; transcription termination site sequence-specific DNA binding.
AUAAAGCUAUGGGGUCCCUGUUUUACUUGCCACAGGGAGACCACCCUUUUUGAUCGUUGGAUGAGAAAGUGCAAGGGUGAUACCUACGUACAAAAAUAAUUCUAAAUUAGAAAACUGCUGCACUUUUUACAAAAAGAACACAAUGUAGGGCCAAGCUAUGAGCCCGAAUUAUGUUUUGGCGAUGCCAGGCUCGCCAACCCAAGCUCGAUUUGGAACCUGAGCGAUGAGGAGAGAAAGAACUGCUGUUCUCGUCCGCCAUUGUGGAUGACAUGCGCUUUUGACGGUUUCAUUGAAAGAGCAAAAUGGCGGGAAACACAGCUGACUGCCUGAUCGCAAAGCGCAGUUGUGAGUGGUGUGGUGGGACGGCAUGGAUACGGGGAAAGUUUCCGUCAAUGUCAGACCAACCCUGGCACAUGUGGUAUACCGAUCUUCUCUUGGACCUCCGGUACUGCAGCGACUGCGUUGUUGAGUACCACAACAUCUGUGAAGAAUUACUGGAAGUACAGCCAUAUAAACAGAAGACCUUAUGGCAAGGUGACAUUGACAGACUGUGCCAGUGGAUCCAGGAAAAGCUUACUGAAGUUAAUCAACUUUCCAGCACAACACAGCAACUAAGCGAUGAAGUGGCAAUUCUAGAGCCUGCAGGGAUUUUUGGCCUGGAGGGUGAACUCCAUGUGUCUCUCAUUGAGAUCCUUCACUACCCCCAACUGCUCUUCAAUCAGAAGCUUGCAAGCCUGUUUUCAAAGGCUGUCGAAGCCAUUCUUAGCCAAGGAGAUGAAAUCGCUGUUGAGGAGAAACUUCCUGGAGUGUAUUUGUUGUUGAUACACCCUGAUAUUAAGCUCCGCAGAUGGGCAGAGAGAACUGCACAACAGCUUGGCCCCAUCUCACUAGAUGACUAUGACAGCAUCAGUAAGAUGGUCCAGAUGAUAAGCUAUGUCGCCACCUUCAACCAGUUUGAUAAUGUGAUACAAGAGGACAACACACUAUUGCUUCCAAGUCACCUUGUCCCUUUAAGCUCACAAAAGACUUACUGGGGAGGAAUAUGCUGGCUGCUCCAUCAGUUUGACAGUGAGACGGUCAGAGUGAAGUUAUUGGCAGAACAAGGGGGCUGGCAGGAACUGCCUACUAUUCUGGUGUUUGCCAUAGAAGAUCAUUCUCUUAAAGGAAAACAAGCAUUCUGGUCAGUUCUCCGUUGCCUGAGUAUUCUCCUGGAGCAGUAUGGCUGCCGUCUAUGGAGUCAUGAUUUUAGUGCCGACAAGGUGCUCGACAUGGUUACAGGACAUCCUGUGUUUGUAGAAGAGAUUCUCAAACUCCAAAUGUCUGCAUGCAGCAUGUUCAUCAAGAAAGACCCAGAUAUAGACUGUUCGCAGAGCUCACAGAGUUCACAGAGCAAUUCAUGUGGCGCUACUCAAAGGAUAGCCCUUGCUUGGUUCGGACCGUUUGUGACAUCUCUUCUUGAUUAUGGUGACGUGAUGGAAGGAGCUGUGACCAAGGUUAUCACCUACCUACACGACUUAUCACAGCAAGUCCCCAGGGUGAGUUUCACAUGCAACGAGUUCCUUUUCAAGAUGUUGGAUAUCGUUCACAUACUGGUGCGAAAGGAAGUGAGCAAGUCUCUUCUCAAGCAAACCGCAGAGAUGUGGGCCAAUGACCUUGUUUUGAUGUCCAGAGUCAGAAAAGAGUCAGUCACUGACAGGGUGUUUCAACAAGUCGUUGCCCCUGCCAAACGCACUCUCUCCAAGCUGAGCUCAUCCGAUCGAAACUUGAAAUACAGCAUUGAUCAAGUCUUACAAGGAAGCGGAAGCAUCGAGGAGAAGAGCCAGAGAAUGGCACAAAAUAUUGUCUGCUUUUUUCAGGACACUUUACCUAAUAAUGCCCCAAAGCCUCUCGUUGUUAGAAGACGCCGCGCACGAAAAUCUAUGAACAAUGCGUGGCUCCACGCUCCAUCUCCUGAGAACGUCCUCUCUUCGUCCAACGACACAAUAACUGAUUCUACUGGACGUCCGUGUAAUGCUUCUUCACUUGUGCUUUCAAGUGAUACAACUUGUCCUUCUUUAUCCAUAAGUAGUACACAUAACAGGACUGCCAUAUCAAGUAACAGCAGAGACCCACGUAACAUGCCAACUUCAGUCUCAAAGGAGUCGACUACAUCCGCUUUGUCAAAGGUUGGGCCACGAUCUUCUACUAGUGGACGUAGCGAGACUGUAAAGUCAAGUUGCUUUAGGGAAUCCAACGCCCCUUCCAUAAUUAGUGCGAGCGAAUCGGCCGCAUUUUCUUUGCACUCGUCUACUGGGGGCGAUAUAGGGACGAUGGCCUCUUCUCAAGCCCUCUUUGAACGUUUAAGAGCUACAAGGACCAGUAAAGUUAGUGAUACACGGAACACUCCAUCGCCCUCUUUAUCAAGUGACACGCCAAGUCCUGCAUCACCUUCUCUCUUAGAACAGAUAGAGGGGGACUUACCAUCACAUUUAGCAGGCUAUAGCACUAGCUCAGCGUCUUCCACGACACCUAAGGCUGUGAAUUAUGUUACUUUUAAAGAAAACCACGUUAGUAAAGAAGUCAGUGUACCUUCGCCUUUGUCGAGUGAUGCUUCAAGUCCUGCGUCGCCUUCUAUUCUUGGAGAGACCGAACUACCAUGCAGCAUUGGACGAAAAGAGGGAAAAUCACGGACACUUGAGACAGCAAGUCAAUCUCAUUUGAAGACCUUUUGUGGUUCAAGAAAGCAAUCCACUAAGAUAAAACAAGAUAUGAUCUCUCCAGUAAGAGCUAAACAAGCCAUUCCAACCAAGAAUGCCCAAGAUGUAAGACCGUCACUGGUGCAAACUCAUGAUCUUAAAGUCGUGAUCCCUAAGCUUUCGCCAGAUAAAAUCCAUUCCUGCGCCACCCCUGCUGCUAGUUCAUCUCGUAAUACCGGUACUCAUGGUCGUAAAACCGGUACUCAUGGAGAAGCUCGCUUGAGCCUUGGGUCAGGUACUCCUCAAAAAAGGCCUUCUACUUCUAGUAACAAGAGUGCAAAUACACCCAAGAAUCCAGAAGGUAAAUCGUGGAGUGGAACAAACGUGAGACGUGAGACAGUUAAACAGGCAUCGUCCGGAGGGUCAUUUACAGAUGUAAAUGCUUUGCCAGCGAAAGUUGGCACAAAGUCCCACCCAAUUUUCCUAGACGACGAUGACGAUGAUGAACUUCUAGUGCAGGCCUUGUCCGCUGCACAGACGAAAAUAAGCCAUACUGACCGUGUAAAGCCAGAACCCUUGGGUAGUCUGGAACUAGAGGACAUCGGCGAUUCUGAUCUUGAGGAGGCUUAUAACGAUUUCCUUACAUCCCAAACUCACCUUCAAACUCAAAUACGUAGUGAUGCAGAAACUCACGUACGUAAUAAACGCUCUGAGGAUCCGUCAGUCGUAGGGGUGUCGGGUGUUUCUCAGAAACGCUUUGGAGGGUUUAUUCGUAAAAGAAUAUCCAUCGAAGAUGAAAGGGACGAGUUUUCUGGCAAAACCACUUCAAAAUGCCACCUACCAAAGCCAUCAGAUUGCUUCGUUGAUACUCUGGAAACAAAGCAGAUUUACGAGGCGAAAGAUGACUCUUAUCCUUGUCGAACUGGAAAGAAGAAAAUCGACAAGUAUCCUUCAAGCCACAUUAAAUUCUCCGGUCAUUUAUCUAAACCUGCACCAUCCUCAUUUGAUAUCUCAGUCAAAUUAGAGGAUAUAUCCAAUGCGGAGGACUCUAAUCGCACGGAAAGUUCUUUGCCCAAAGGUUUAACUGGUCAGACCAAACCUUUGAUGGUGGCUGCUAAUACACAUGCUGAUCUGCAGACGUAUGAAAUAUCAGACGAUUACGAUUCUGACGUUCCUCAUUACGAAGUCAACCCUUACAAACCGAAACCAGAGCGCGCAUUUUCACCAUCUGCUCUUGACAAAAGCGAUGCCCCUCGGAGCUUCAUUAUGAACACCCCCGAUCUUAAGACUAAUGUUAAGCAAAUUUAUGGGGAUCUUUCUGAUUCAGAUUUUGAUGACGACGAUGUCAUAUUGUUGGAGUCCCCUUUAAAUGAUAUUCCUGUUAACACAUCUGGUCACCCCUUUGAGACCCUGAGGACUUUAGAUGUGAACAGGAAACCUGGUUCUAGCGCUACAAACGUCAGUUCACAGUCAAUGGCAUUAAAGCAGCAAAGGGAUUGUGUAAUUGAUCAGACGAAGUGCGCUGCUAGUACUUCCCUAACGUCUUACUUUCGUUCAACUUUGGGGAAUUUUCAAGGAGAAUACAGAUGCACAGAGAGUGGUAUUGCUCCUAAUGCACAAGACAACAGCGGGGAGGUGAAUAAUGAAGAGAAACAAAGAGAUGCAUCUCUAGAGUGGAAUUCUAACGUGGGGAGGCCUUCAAAAGUUGUGGCUGACGGACGAGCUGACUCUCCAUUAGAGGUUUCCCUUAACGCUGUCAGUGAACACAUCGAGAAUUUUGGAUACAAUGACGAGUGGUGGAAUAAUGGAGUGGACUCACAACAUUUAGCUUCCCAAAGUGAGGAAACUGAAACAUUGAAAAAGUCCAACGCCUUUUAUUCUUGCCCCGCGAUUUCCCUGAAAGGCAGAGAGGUUGCUCAAGAAGUGUCUGCUGGCCAAGGUCUGAACUACGCUGCUGUUGCUGCUGCUACUGCUGAUGAUGGUGAUGAUGCCCAGGAAGGUGUUGUCGAUGCCCAUGCUGCAAGUGGAGGCGAAGGCACUCGGCUAGGCAUAACGUUUCGCUACCUCACACCCGGCGGUGAUUACCUCUGCAUGGUAGACAGUCUAGGGAACUCUGAUAAGUCGGGCAAUUUGAAACAGCAAACCAAGAAUGAUGUAGACUUACCUGCUGUUCCCCUCGUUAAGUCGGGUAGCUCUUUGCAGAAUUUACAUCUAGGUGAAGAAUCUCGAAGUCCCGAGCACUCGAGUAAUGCGGACACACAUAACGAACUCGACGCAGAAUCACCCACUGAUGACCUCAAUAAAGCGGAUUCUUGGUGGCCCUCUGAUGAUGACUUCGACAAAGAUGAGGAUGUGUGGGGUUCCCAGGAGAGCGCUAUGGACUCCAUUGCAGUUGAUCUAGUCAUGGAUUCUCAGGUGGAUCCGGACGAACAGGUCGUGGGAGCUAUACCUGAAAUAUCUCGAUUUAGAGUUCCCUCCUCAGUGCGCGGGGAUUACUCGAAGGCAGGUGAGGAUGCGAAUCUCCAACAGCAGCCGAUAGAUGACCGGGCUGAAACUGCAGAUGAUGACGGUGACGGCUUAGGUAAUCUGAACAAAGAUGGAUCCAGCGAAUCAGGUGACAAGAGAGCGACUCUAACUCAGUCUCUAGGAGAUGUCAGAGAUUGCGGUGUGCCAAAUAUUGACGGUCAAUCUAGAUCCUCCACACUCCCACAGAACCAAACUUUGAACAUCGCAGCUCCUUUAGUUAACAACAGACCUAGUGCUUCUGAUUCCCUAUUCAAUAAACCAGUCGCUGUGGUAACUACACAGUCAAAGCUCACCGAGGAAGAUUUGUUCAAUCUUGUGCUUGGUUGGGAAGCUGCGUGGAUUGAAAGACCAAACAACACGCAUUUCCCAACACACUGCUGUAUGAUCCCCAAGACGUUUGACAGCAUUGAUCAUUACUACGAAGUGUUUAAACCGCUCAUCGAGAUGGAAGCUAUGGAAAAGGCAAAUAAAGACUACAAUGACAGAGACAUCCCGAAGAAGAGCCUUUCUGUCACGGUAGAUAGCACGUCACGCUCUAGCCGUCACACGCUGGUUCAGUGCACCGCUAUGGAAGUCCCUGCUGAGCGUGUUAAGCGCAACCUGGUGGCAGAGGAGAGCGACCUUGUCAUCAUUCAAGCGGAUGGCGGAUUUAAGUGCCUUGCUGUGGUGCACAGGAUGGAGUUAGUGCAGAUGAAACAAGGCUCAACUAGGAGCGACAGCGGAGAUAGUCCCAGUCGUGUUUACAACGUAACAUACACUCUUCGGGUGCGCUCAAACUUCCAUCCCCUUGAUGGCGUUGUCAUGGAAAUGGUAUACGUCACUUCCUUAGCGACCACGUUACGUCAGUGGUGCGGGUUGAUGCAUUUGAAGAAUAACCUUCUCGCUAAGGAUAUACUGCGACCACGGGGCAAACAGUGCUUUUGUUUCAACGAAGUACCCAAACAGGUUCAACCUUCUAAGUUGUUUAACAUGUCCCAAGAGAGGGUGAUCGCUACUGCUGCGGAGGCUGUCCACCAGAGCUACGCCCUGCCCCGUAUACACCUGACACAGGGCCCGCCUGGCACCGGCAAGUCCCACACUAUCGUCGGCAUAAUAACCAGGAUACUCAAUCAUCCGAGAAGCUGCGAAGAAAACCGAAACCAUUCCGAAGUGUUUCCGGAUAAGACUCGGCUGCUGGUAUGCGCUCCCUCAAACGAGGCGGUUGACGAGCUGGUGCGAAAGAUCGUAAGGGCUGCACCACGGCGAGACGUCGCCAACAAAGAGAAUGUUCGGAAAGACAGAAAUGCACGGGACGUGAAAAAUAACUGCGGGGAUUUCGUGCUUGUACGAGUGGGUCGCAAGUCGCAUGUCAGCCCCUCCGUGAAAGACGUGUGCUUGGACAACAUGGCUCAGGGCAUCCUUAAGCAAAAAGACACUGCUAUUGCAACAGACAACUCGUCAAAUCUGAAAACCCAGCUUCGUUCAGUGCACAAGCAGUCAGACCUACUUGACAAGGAGAAAUUCUACCUGCAGGACAUGAUACAGAACAAAGGAGAGGAUGACGACGACGAAAAAUGUGAACUGCAGGCACAGCUUGAAGUGGUUGAAACCAAGCGGAAAGCUCUGUCCACACAGCGGCAUGCCUUAGAUAAGCAGUACUGCCAGAUGAAGCACAAGGAAGCGCAGGAGAGAAGGAUGGAGUCACGAGUCAGGAAGGACAUCUUGAACAGUGCGGACAUCGUGUGUUGUACACUGAGCGGUAGCGGAAGUAAGAAGUUGCUCAAUGACAUGAGGGGAUCUACCGGAAAGAAGAUUCCGUUUACCUGUGUUAUUGUUGACGAGGCGUGUCAGUGCUGCGAGAUGGAUAUUCUGAUCCCUCUUCAAUACCGACCCUCCAAAUUGAUCUUAGUUGGAGACCCGGAACAGCUACCCGCUACAGUAAUAUCCACGAAAGCGCGAGAACUGCUGUAUGGGCGUUCAAUGUUUGAUCGUCUGUACAAGUUCUUCAAAGUUCUUCCGAGACAUGAGCGGCCCGUACACCUGCUUGAAUUGCAGUACCGCAUGCACCCCGAGAUAGCCCUCUUUCCCGCUGAACAUGUGUACAACAAAGCCAUUCGGAACGACAGCUCAGUGGAGAAGCGUCAUUUCCCUCUUCAAGUUCCUUAUGCUGUAUUUGACACAGUGACCAGCAGUGAACACAACGAUCGAAAAGGUGGCAUUUGGAAUUCUGUUGAGGUCUACCUUGUAUCCAAGAUGUGUCAAAAGAUCCUAAGGCUUCCAGAGCUUACCCCUAAAAGUAUCGGCAUUAUCACUCCUUACAGAAAACAACGAGAAGAACUGAUCGCAAGCCUCAGAAAUAUGGGAAGAGGAUGCGAGAGUAUAGAAGUGAACACUGUUGAUGGUUUCCAGGGUCGGGAAAAGGACGUGAUUAUCAUGUCAUGUGUCCGCGCCAAAAAGGGAGAGAGUGGAAUAGGAUUCGUAGACAAUCGCAACCGACUGAAUGUAUCUCUGACACGUGCUCGCCACGCCCUCUACUUGGUCGGCCACCUCACGACUCUUAAGUCUUCAGCUGACUGGUCAACACUAAUCGAUAAUGCAAGAUCACGAAGGCUUGUUUACGAUGUGCACGACUACCGAGACAUCACCGACGUUAUCCUCGAUUCGCACUCGGGCAGCCUUUCACCGGAUUCGGGGCUUCAUCGUAACAAGCCGAGUAGCCGAACUGAAUUGCAAGAUCGGCGUCCUGAAUCACAAUCUUCAGAAAGUCAUCGUCGUGAGUCACGUCGUGUACAUGUUCGUAAUUCUAGGUGUUCAGAUUCAUUUCGGGGUAAUGACGAAAAGCCGUCGGCUCGUUCGGACAGACGUGAUAGAAAACCGGAUAAUCAGCGGGGCUUGAAACGAUCCCGAAGCCGGAAGGAUGAUACCACUGCGAACGCCAAGCGAAACAGGUCCCAGUACCAGCGGUUGCACUCAUACCGAGGCUCCAGAACAUCCUCAAGACACAGGGAACUGUGCCUGCCCUCAAAGGGAGGCGAGUCUCGACCUGAUCACGACAAAAGCCAUCCCACAAAUGGAGGUGAGUCUCGACCUGAUCACGACAAAAGCCAGCCCUCAAAGGGAGGAGAGUCUCGACCUGGGAACUUACUUUUGACCGGACCUGUGUCAAUUCUAAAGAGGAGAGGCUCCGCAGGAUCUGCCGACUCACCGUUUAAGAAGAGAGUGAGGUUCUUUGACGAGGUAGAGGAGGCGAAUGAGCGAGAAGAUGCGGGUAGCACAAUGGAUGCUGCCAAUAUCCGUAUGACCGAUAAAGAGAGCGCUGGGGAGUCCUGUGAAACGAGCACAUUAUUGGCCAGACCGGUAGAACCGAAUUAUGAUACACAGGGCUCCCACGUGAAGCCUACUUCAGAACCUACUGGAACCUCUUCCAAAGAUACCACACGUAAUUCGAUAGCAGAUGGAAAUAGAAUGGUGGUAGAUGAGAUUACUGGUACUCAGAAUACGGCAUCAUCAGCAGCCAAGCUGUCUCGACUGAAAACAAUUGUGAAUUAUUCAUCAGUAGUACGCUCAGCCCCUGCAAAGGGCGGGAAAGAAAAGAGCUCCCUUCUCGAUUCGCUGAGAAGUGAGUCAUUUGCCAGCCCCACAAGUGAAGAGGAUCGUUCUCUUGUGUUUGACUCUAAUAGGCCACUCGACGACGCUUGUUCGUCAACCGAUGGAAUGACGUCUGGUGUUGACACAAGCACCUCAUAUACAGUUGGUCAAGUUUGUCCCUUUACGCCUAGUCCCUCUACAGCUGAUGAGUGCCAGAGCGAAGACAGAUCUUGCAUCAACCAAUGGGAAUCUACGAGACGACAACCUGAAGGCUCUUCAGAUUCAAGAGAUGCUACUGAAUAUUGCUUGCUUGGAAGUAGCGGUGACUUCCCUAGAAAACGUACAAACCAAUCGCAAAAUAUGACCAGUCUGCCUCGACCUCGGUGUAAAGCUACAUCGACCAGGAUCAACCGCUCAGGGGUCCAUAGCAACGAUGAAAAUGACAACAUUAUCAAAAUCGCCGCUGACCGAGUUAGGUCGCGGCAUCCGCCACGUCAGGGACCGGGCGUAAUUGAUGUACCACAGGGUGCCCGUGGUGGAAGAGGAGGGCGUUUAAGGUGCACUAGUACCACCCCCCUUUCCCGUACUCUGCCAGUGGAGAAUGAGGCCACACAGCUAGAAGACUGGAGACCAUUCGGCGGACCAAGACAAAGAACAGCCCCUGGAGGGGACAUUGCGUCCGUGCAGCACCUCCGCGAAAGGGCUCUCGAUGCCAUGCCGGUUCCAACUCCCACGCGGAAAAGAAGCCGGUCUGUCCGACAACAGGUUUUGAAGGAGUCAAAACGAAAGAAAAAUCGUGAUUCAAGUGUGCUGAAGAGUACAUCUCACGGUCAAGAUGAGUAUAAGAUAAAAAGCCCAGCUGAAAACAAGGAACAAGUUUGGCUUGCAAGCCUGAAGGGACGACAUCACGGCGACAAACUGCGGACGUUUUGAAUCAGAGCAGAAAAGCAGUUCGUCUUGUAACGCCUACAGCUAGAGAGAUGCAGAAUCCAAGUUGUUGCCUGGUUGCUAUGGUGAUAUUGUGUGUGUUACUUUGCGUUGGUCUCGUCCAACCAGAACCCCAUCACAAA